This is a messenger RNA of Malassezia pachydermatis, 2757 nucleotides long. Its product is annotated as mrna 3 -end-processing protein rna14. Gene Ontology annotation, cellular component: nucleus. NCBI's taxonomy places the organism in Eukaryota, Fungi, Basidiomycota, Malasseziomycetes, Malasseziales, Malasseziaceae. Gene Ontology annotation, biological process: mRNA 3'-end processing. Gene Ontology annotation, molecular function: mRNA binding; protein binding. The coding region runs from base 1 to 2757 and encodes 918 amino acids. The transcript is spliced from 5 exons. The record is from RefSeq and is a predicted model, not a curated record.
AUGCUGGGAGAAGGUGCAUCAGCGUCCGUGCCAGAAGGGCAGGUAGGGACCAUGCCUGCCUCCAAAAAGGACCAGCUGGAAGCCAAGAUUGCCGAGGAUCCUCGCGUUGCAGGACCUUGGCUACAACUGAUCGAGCUAACCCGUGAAGGUGGUCAGCUGGAUGACAUUCGCGAUACGUACGAGCGCUUCUUUGAAUACUUUCCUCAGGCCAGUGCUCAAUGGAUGCAGUAUGUGGAUCUAGAGCUAGCACACUCAAAUUUCGAUAAUGUCGACGAUAUCUUCACUCGAUGCUUACGAUCCACAUUGUCCGUCGAUCUAUGGAAGCUUUAUCUCUCUUACACGCGUCGCGUUCAUCCUGUGCCGCCUCCUACCGGAGAGGAAAACAGUGAACGUGAUCAGGUGCGUCGUACGCUUGAAGAAGCGUAUGAGUUUGCUCUCAAAUUUAUUGGCUGGGACCGUGAAAGCAGUUCCAUUUGGCAAGAUUACAUUCAGCUCAUUCGCGAGCGUGAAGCCAAAGGAACAUGGCAGGAAGGCCAAAAAAUGGAUCAAUUGCGUCGUGCUUUUCAGAGUGCCGUCGUUGUUCCGCUGAACCAAGUUGAGUCGAUUUGGCGCGAUUAUGACGCGUACGAAACGUCUCUCAAUAAGUUGACGGCCAAAAAGUUCCUAGGAGAACGUUCCCCCGCUUAUAUGCAAGCGAGGACGGUAUUGCGUGAACUAAAGCAGUUGACAGAUGCGCUGGAACGCCCUUCUCUUCCGAGUCAACCGGCUUGGCUGGUUGCCAAUGGUAGAACUGCAGCUCAAGACAAGCGGGCUUUCAAAGCAUGGCAUCGAUAUUUGGAGUGGGAAGAGUCCAAUCCACUGUCUAUCGACGAUACUACUGCAUUCCAGCAUCGUGUACUGUCCGCUUACAAGCAGUGCGUUAUGUAUGCGCGAUUCGACCCGGUUCUGUGGUACAUGGCAGCCAACUACUGCCAAAAACAAAGGCUAGAAACGGAGCGGCUUGUAUGGCUUCGAAAUGGUAUUGAUGCCUGCCCUUGGAGUGUGCUUUUACGAUUUACGUACGCGGAAUCAUGUCGUGCUCAAGGGCGGUAUAGUGAUGCGACUGCGGCGCUGGAUGACCUCGUCGAGUACACACAGAAGCAGUUGGAUCUACGGCUACGCCAACUAGCACGUGCUGAGCAACAAAUCGAAGCCGAAAUUGCGAAGGAGCGUACAGCACAGUUGCAGAAGCGGAAUCAGGUCGACUCUGCGCCGGAUGAAGAAGAGGCAGAUAAAGUGGAGUUGGCCGAUAUUGAGCGUCGCUUGCAAGAAGAGCGUGAGAAACGAUGUGCCAUAGCGAAGAAAGAGGCACAAGCAGUCUUGGAUCUUUGGCAAAAUGCUGUGAGUCAAGUAUGGAUCAAGUACAUGCAGUUUGUGCGUCGUGCUGAAGGAAUUCGGCCUACACGCCAAAUUUUUGGCCGUGCGCGCAAGUCGCCGCACUGUUCCUGGGAAGUGUAUGAGGCCAAUGCCAUGCUGGAGUAUUAUUGCUCGAAAGACCCUGUUGUAGCAACGAAGGUGUUCGAGCUGGCCCUCAAAACAUUUGGCCCGAAUGAGCACUUGGUCGUCCGAUACCUCAAGUUUUUGUUGUCGAUCAACGAUGAUACCAAUGCACGCGCGCUCUUGGAGCGGACGGUCCACGGUAUGCCACCGGAAAAGGCGCGUGUCGUUUGGAUGAGCUGGGCCGAGCAUGAAUACAGCUAUGGCGAUGCGAGUGCCAUUGCGCGGCUAGAAAGUCGCUUGCAUGAGACGUACCCCGACCUCUCGGUCAUGGAAUGUGCAUCUAUGUCUUUGCGGUACCACAAUCUAGACAGCGUGCGAUCCAUGGAUAUGGGCGACUCGGCCGAUGCCAUUCUGAAGCCCAAAGCCCAGCGUUCCAGCCGCGGCGAGGUGGAAGACAAGGCGGAGGAGACUAGCGCCGCAGCCAAUCCCGAGAAAGAGCCAACGAAUACCAGUAGCCAGCCAGCGAAAGCCGAAGCAGCUGGCCGUCAAACGAUGGAGGAGAUCCGACGGUCCCUCGUCACGUCGUCGGAGCCUGUAAAACGAACGCGGGCCAAAGCGGAGGAUAAACCGUCGAAGAAGAGCAAGAGUAGUGCCGCCUCGGAUACAUUGACACGCAAGGCAGCGCGUGAUACGCCCCCUCCGCCUCCCUUCGUACUCCCAGACGCCAUACUCUACUUUAUGAACCUUCUGCCGCCGGCCAUGACGUUUGAUGGACCGCCAAUUACACCGGAGCAUAUUUUUGAGUCCAUCGAUAUCUUGGACGAAUACAUGUGCUCCGAGACGGGUAUCGUACACAUGGAGAGACUCAUCUCGGUAGAGCAGAGUGCGCCGCGAUGGAUACGCAGUCUACUAGGGGCUGACGACGUCACAUAUGUCCGUGAAUUGAUCCGCUUUGAUCCUCGCGUGCCCGCUGUGGAUAUGGAGAGUACGAAUCUUUCUUUCAGUGACUAUCUCCUUGUCCAGGAGAAAAUCCGUUACACACCCUUCGAGAAAGGUACAACACGAUUUGACCAGAAAGCCGAAUUCCACUGCCGUGGGCUAGAAGGGUCUAGCGGACAAGGACUGUUUAGUUCUGCCGCGCAUGCUGUGGAAGAAGCAAGUGUGAAACGGUUCAGCCAGAAUGCAGCAAAGGGUCGCGCAGGCUUCUCGUAUGUCCUCAUGGCUCUGUUUGGCGACAAAGAUGCCGUAGAGUACGAAGCACAUGUAUUGGAUACAUAA